Populus euphratica (Euphrates poplar) is the source of this 2458-nucleotide messenger RNA. It is a transcript of the gene EIR1, whose product is annotated as Auxin efflux carrier family protein. The transcript is spliced from 6 exons. Gene Ontology annotation, biological process: auxin polar transport; auxin export across the plasma membrane. Gene Ontology annotation, molecular function: auxin efflux transmembrane transporter activity. NCBI's taxonomy places the organism in Eukaryota, Viridiplantae, Streptophyta, Magnoliopsida, Malpighiales, Salicaceae. Gene Ontology annotation, cellular component: plasma membrane; endoplasmic reticulum. The record is from RefSeq and is a predicted model, not a curated record. Bases 191 to 2095 code for a protein of 634 amino acids.
AAACAUGGCAGACAACCAUUUAACUCUUCCCCUUUGGUCUCCUCAUUGAGAAGAGAAACAAGCUUCCCGAGCUUCUUCACUCAUGUUUCCUUCUUUCCCAGUUUGAAAACUAGAACACCCCAUAACCAUCCUUCUUUUAUCUCACAGCUCCCCUCUUUCGGGCUCUUACAACUUCUCUGCUCCAUUAACAAUGAUCACUGGCAAGGACAUUUAUGAUGUUCUAGCGGCAAUUGUGCCUCUAUAUGUUGCUAUGAUUUUAGCCUAUGGCUCAGUCCGAUGGUGGAAAAUCUUUACACCUGACCAAUGCUCAGGCAUUAACCGUUUUGUAGCAGUCUUUGCAGUUCCUUUAUUGUCCUUCCAUUUCAUAUCAUCCAAUGAUCCUUAUGCUAUGAACUAUAGGUUCAUUGCUGCGGAUACUCUUCAAAAAGUUGUUAUUCUUGGGGCUCUUUUUAUUUGGCAAGCCUUUAGCAAACGUGGGAAUCUUGAAUGGAUGAUCACUCUCUUCUCUCUUUCUACUCUCCCAAAUACUCUUGUCAUGGGAAUCCCUCUUUUGAAAGCCAUGUAUGGAGACUUCUCAGGGAAUCUUAUGGUUCAAAUUGUGGUUUUGCAAAGUGUAAUUUGGUAUACUCUUAUGCUCUUCUUGUUUGAAUAUAGAGGAGCUACGCUACUAAUCUCCGAGCAAUUCCCUGAAACGGCUGGGUCUAUUACAUCAUUCAGAGUUGACUCUGAUGUUGUUUCGCUCAACGGGCGAGAACCAUUACAGGCUGACGCUGAGAUUGGAGAUGAUGGUAAGCUACAUGUGGUGGUGAAAAGAUCAAAUGCAUCAUCAAUAGUGUCUUCCUUUAACAAGUCUCAUGGACUAAACUCAAUAACUUCAAUGACUCCGAGAGCUUCGAAUCUUACUGGUGUGGAGAUCUACUCGGUUCAAUCUUCCCGAGAGCCAACACCGAGAGCUUCAAGCUUUAAUCAAACAGAUUUUUAUGCCAUGUUUGCUAGCAAGGCCGCAAGUCCGAAACAUGGAUACACAAAUAGUUUCCAAGGAGGGAUUGGUGAUGUCUACUCUUUGCAAUCUUCGAAAGGAGCGACACCAAGAACUUCAAAUUAUGAUGAGGAGAUGUUGAAGUUAGGGAAGAAAAAAGGAAGAACAAAUAUGAGUGGUGAAUUGUUUAAUGGUGGCAGUUUAGUUUCUUCUUAUCCACCUCCAAAUCCAAUGUUUUCAGGGUCUACAAGUGGUGGACCAAAGAAGAAGGAAAGUGGUUCUGGUAGUGCAAUGCCUAACAAGGAGCUUCAUAUGUUUGUUUGGAGCUCGAGUGCAUCUCCGGUUUCAGAAGGGAACCUGAGGCAUGCAGUUAAUGGAGCUGCCUCCACUGAUUUCGGGGUCACCGACCCUUCUAAAGCGGCUUUUCAACAUGAAUCCGCUGCUUCAAAAGCAAUGAACCAAUUAAUUGAAAACAUGAGCCCUUCUGGGAAAUGGAGUGGAGAAAAGGAACAUGAUGUAGAAGAUGGGUGCAAGUUUCCUCAAAAUGUGUCUCCCUUCACUUGCCAAAAGAAGAUGGAUAUGGCAGCAGAUUGCUCAAAAAAACACCAAAUGCCUCCUGCAAGUGUCAUGACUAGACUCAUCCUUAUCAUGGUCUGGAGGAAGUUGAUAAGAAACCCUAAUACUUACUCAAGCCUUUUGGGUGUUAUAUGGUCUCUCGUAUCAUAUAGGUGGAACAUCAAGAUGCCGUCGAUAGUUAGUGGAUCUAUAGCAAUAUUAUCUGAUGCAGGUCUAGGAAUGGCUAUGUUCAGUCUAGGAUUGUUCAUGGCUUUACAACCAAAGAUUAUAGCUUGUGGAAAAUCAGUGGCAACUUUUGCAAUGGCAGUGAGGUUCUUGACAGGCCCUGCUGUGAUUGCUGCAACCUCUAUUGCCAUUGGCAUUCGUGGUGUUCUUUUACAUGUUGCAAUUGUUCAGGCAGCUCUUCCCCAAGGUAUAGUCCCUUUUGUAUUUGCCAAGGAGUACAACGUCCAUCCAGACAUACUUAGCACAGCGGUUAUUUUUGGGAUGUUGAUUGCCUUGCCCAUUACAAUACUCUAUUAUGUGCUUCUUGGUGUUUGACUUCAUGGAAAUUAAGGCAAGGAAAAGAGUAUACUACUGUAAAUCCAAGUCAGGCUAAGGUGGAUGGAUGAUAUAAAAGUUGCUAAAUAUUUUUUGUGCCAUUGGAGCAAGACAUAAACAUCGUGUCAUCAUCUGCAUGUGAUCUGCGGGUUUAAUAUACCUUUUGCUCAUGUCUUUACUUUGUUCAAUGUUACUGUUAUUUGUUUAAUUUUGCUACAUUACCAGGUUAGUUAGGUAGAAAGCAAUAUACUAGGGCUUAGGAUGCAAGAAAAGGAGGGUUAAUUAUUAUGUACUUGGGAGCUUAUUACACUGACUUCAAUGUAGCUCUUUGACUUUGCAGUCAGUUUACGUUGCUUGAUUCUU